Molecule: messenger RNA, 1737 nt
Organism: Pseudoliparis swirei
Lineage: Eukaryota; Metazoa; Chordata; Actinopteri; Perciformes; Liparidae
Gene: mei4
Product: meiosis-specific, MEI4 homolog (S. cerevisiae)
Exons: 5
Coding region: 56-1267 (403 amino acids)
Biological process (GO): spermatogenesis; oogenesis; DNA recombination
Cellular component (GO): lateral element
Source: RefSeq, a predicted model, not a curated record
CACCGGUCCGAUCGAACACCUUGAACGGGACGCCGAGAACACCCGGAGCCUCGCGAUGGAGCGCCUCGAGAGUCUUUUAAAAGGAGCGAGUCCGGCCGACUGGAUCUUCACGAAGGUCAAAGUGGCGGCGGCGGUCAUAAAGAGCGCGCCCUCCGGGAUGGAAGGCCGGCGGCACGCCGAGCAGCUGGCCCGCCGGCUGAGGGGCCGCGAGGAGCGCUGGGAGGAGCAGGCCCGCCGGCUGCAGCAGGAGGUGCUGAGGCUGCGGCAGGAGCUCCUGAUCCUCAGGGUCACCUCCAACCAGAGGAGCGGCGCACAGGCAGCAGGUCUUGACGACACGAUGGACGCCUCGCAGGAUCUGUUCGGUCCAGGAAGUGAGGCGUGCAGCACUGACCUCCAACCGUGCUGCGACUCAGCGACUCCUGACUUCCUGCAGCAGGACCCCCAGCCUGCCGCCCCGGCCCCUGACCCCCCUGAUCCCUCCAGUCCCCGCGGAGCUCAGCCGCCGGUCCCCCACGCUCAGUUCCUCCAGUCGCUGUGCGCCCUCCACCGGGUAGAGGACAGCGGCCGCGGCCUGGAGGCCCUGUGGUUCAGUCCCGAGGGGGGCGCGGGGUCCGUGUUGGCGGAGUCGGUAUGCAGGCUCCUGGACUCGGUGGUGGGGGCAUGCAGGGACCCCCCUCCGUUGGGGUCCGGCGACCCGGUCUCGCAGGCUUGCCGGGUCGCGGCCCGAGCGAUGGACCUCUUCUGCUCCCAGAGGCCGCCAUCUGUGGAGUUCAAGGACCAGGUGGAGGAGGCCCUGAGGGGGCUGACGGCACUGCUGCUGGACAGAGAUCCGCUGAGCUCGCUCCAGUCCUCAGACCAGCUGAUGGAGCGUCUGAUCACCCUGGGGAGCAGCAGCAUGGCCACCUCCUUCCUCCUCCGUCACCUCCUCUCUCUCAUCAGCGGCCUGGCCGACCAGCUCCACCAGUCCUUCCAGGGGCCGGACGCCGCGGCGCUGGCCCGGUUCCCCGUGGUCCGGUACCAGAACUCGUGCUACCUGUUCUGGGUGGCGGAGCGGCUGCUGCAGAACUCCACGGCGCCGUGCCGGCUGGAGGCGGAGUCGGACCAGACCGGCUUCCGGGCCCAGCUGGACCGGGUCUUCCUGCUGUCGGAGGAGUUCCCCGUGUUCUGCCUCUGCAUGUGGAGGUUAGGCUGUCUGCUCACCCCCCAGGGCCCGGGACCAGGUCUACCCAGACCCCCUUUAGGACCAGGUCUACCCAGACCCCUUUAGGACCAGGUCUACCCAGACCCCUUUAGGACCAGGUCUACCCAGACCCCCUUUAGGACCAGGUCUACACAGACCCCAUUUAGGACCAGGUCUACACAGACCCCAUUUAGGACCAGGGACCAGGUCUACACAGACCCCCUUUAGGACCAGGUCUACCCAGACCCCCUUUAGGACCAGGUCUACCCAGACCCCUUUAGGACCAGGUCUACCCAGAUCCCCUUUAGGACCAGGUCUACCCAGACCCCAUUUAGGACCAGGUCUACACAGACCCCCUUUAGGACCAGGGAGUAGGUCUACCGCAGACCCCCUUUAGGGCCAGGUCUACCCAGACCUCCUUUAGGACCAGGGAGUAGGUCUACCGCAGACCCCCUUUAGGGCCAGGUCUACCCAGACCCCCUUUAGGACCAGGUCUACCCAGACCCCCUUUAGGGCCAGGUCUACCCAGACCCCCUUUAGGACCAGGUCUACCACAA